UCGCUUUCCCCGCCCGAUGUCGCCGCCCGCCUGCUGAUCUCCUCUCCCCGCUGGUCCCUCGCCGGUGUGGGAUCGUGAAAGGUCCCCACAGAGGCAGGAAACCUCCUUCUCAAAGUGGGAAUGGAGGUAAAUUGUUUAACAUUAAAAGACCUGAUCAACCCCAGGCAACCCAGACUAGAUUUUGCAAUUGAAGAUGGGGAAAAUGCACAAAAGGAAAAUAUAUUUGUUGAUCUCUCAAGGAUGGCCCCGAAGACUCCAAUAAAAAAUGAACCAAUUGAUUUAUCAAAGCAAAAAAUUUUCACUCCAGAAAGAAACCCCAUUACUCCAGUUAAGCUUGUUGACAGACAGCAGGCAGAACCAUGGACGCCCACAGCUAACCUGAAGAUGCUCAUUAGUGCUGCCAGCCCUGACAUAAGAGACCGGGAGAAGAAAAAGGGACUGUUCAGACCCAUUGAAAACAAGGAUGAUGCCUUUACAGACUCUCUGCAGCUUGAUGUUGUUGGGGACAGUGCUGUGGAUGAAUUUGAAAAGCAGAGGCCAAGCAGAAAACAGAAAAGUCUAGGACUCCUGUGCCAGAAGUUUCUAGCUCGCUAUCCAAGUUACCCCUUGUCAACCGAGAAAACAACCAUCUCCCUGGAUGAAGUUGCUGUCAGUCUUGGCGUUGAAAGGAGACGUAUCUAUGACAUUGUAAAUGUGCUGGAAUCACUGCAUCUGGUCAGCCGGGUGGCCAAGAAUCAGUAUGGCUGGCAUGGACGGCACAGCCUGCCAAAAACCCUGAGGAGCCUCCAGAGACUGGGAGAGGAGCAGAAAUAUGAGGAGCAGAUGGCACAUCUCCAACAGAAAGAGCUAGAGCUGAUGGAUUAUAAACUUGGAGAACGUAAAAAAGAUGGCUGCCCAGAUUCUCAAGAUCAACAGUUACUGGAUUUCUCUGAACCCGACUACCCCUCUUCAUCUGCAAACAGUAGAAAAGACAAGUCUCUGAGAAUUAUGAGCCAGAAGUUUGUCAUGCUAUUCCUCGUCUCCAAAACCAAGAUUGUUACUCUUGAUGUGGCUGCCAAAAUACUGAUAGAAGAAAGCCAGGAUACCCCAGACCAUAGUAAAUUUAAAACAAAGGUACGACGCCUCUAUGACAUAGCCAAUGUUCUGACCAGCUUGGCUCUAAUAAAGAAGGUGCAUGUAACCGAGGAGCGAGGCCGGAAACCAGCCUUCAAAUGGAUCGGGCCUGUGGACUUCAGUUCCAGCGAUGAAGAACUAGUGGAUGUUUCUGCAUCUGUCUUACCAGAAUUGAAAAGAGAAACAUAUGGCCAGAUUCAAGUCUGUGCAAAACAGAGGCUGGCUCGACAUGGUUCUUUUAACACAGUUCAGGCUUCUGAGAGGAUCCAGAGGAAAGUGAACUCAGAGCCCAGCAGCCCUUAUAGAGAAGAACAAGGAUCAGGUGGCUACUCCUUAGAAAUUGGAAGUCUGGCAGCUGUUUACCGACAGAAAAUAGAAGACAGUUCACAGGGAAAGGCCUUUGCCGGUAAGAGAGUGAUGCCUCUGUCAAGCAGCCUGGACCCUGUUGCUCCUUCCCCUACCCUGUCUGCUGACUCAGAAUAUCGUGUUAAUCCUUUAGCGCACCAAGUAUUUUCUGUGGCCCAAACGGACCUGCAGUCCUUCUCCAUGCAGAAUGGUCUGAAUGCACAAGCGGGUGUCUCACCGUCUUCUGCCGCCUCAGACGGGGAAACGCCAAAGCCAGCCCUGCUGACUGGCCAGCCCUUGGUGUACGUGCCCUCCACCUCACUGUUCAUGCUGUAUGGGAACCUACAGGAGGGACCGUCCCCAGGGUCAGGCUCAGGUUCGGAGAGGGACGGUGGAAGCUUGGAGGUCACGGCAUCAGAGCAGUCACCCACACCCUCAGUUCAGAAGCGCCUGGGUGAGGAGAGGAAGCCUCAAGAGGAGGAGCCAGCCACUAAAAGACAGAGCAGGGACUAUGAUGACAGCCCUCUAGCCCUUGUCAUGCCCAAGAAACCCUCAGAUUCCACAGACAUCGCUUCUCCCAAGACCCUGGGUCCCGGAGGAUCUGCGCCCCUCGAAGACAUUCACAUGGAGAGUCAACUCUCUGCUGCAGAACAGGCUUCGGGAAAGGCUUCAGCAAACUGCUGCAUUUCUUCCGAGUGGGGAAAUUCUUCAAGAGAUGCAGAGGUUGAAAAGUCUUCAAAAGAAAAUGAAAGCACCAAAGAGCCCUCUUUGCUGCAGUAUCUUUAUGUACAAUCGCCAGCCGGAUUAAAUGGUUUCAAUGUGCUCUUAUCUGGCAGUCAGACCCCCCAUCCUGUGGGGCCACCUUCAGGUCAGCUGCCAUCACUCAGCAUUCCUUGCAUGGUCUUACCAUCCCCGACGCUGGGCACUUUUCCUGUUCUCUAUUCUCCCACAAUGCCCAGGCCAGUUUCCUCUGCCCCUGGUGCUAUCCCAAAUGUGGGACCUGUGAAUUUUGGCUUGCCUGGCCUCGGAUCAACGGCUCAUCUUCUCAUCGGUCCUGCAAACAUGGUUAAUCCAAAAUCAUCGACACUCUCCUCCGCAGACCCUCAGCUUCAGUGUCCAGGCUCACUCAACCUGAGCCCUGUGAUGUCAAGAUCACACAACACCAUCCAGCCUGAAUCCCCCAUGUAUGGGGGGCAUCCAGUCUCUGUAGUAAAAUUACAGCAGUCACCGGUUCCAGUGACCCCCAAGAGCAUCCGACGCACACAUCGUGAGACAUUUUUCAAGACGCCUGGCAGCCUAGGAGACCCGGUCCUUAGGAGAAGAGAGAGGAAUCCGUCACGAAACACCAGCUCGGCACAGAGGAGACUCGAAAUCCCCAGCAGCGGGGCUGACUAACCCCACGCCUCACCAGGCGGGGGCGGGAUCAAACCACCUGAACUUCCCUGUCGCAGGUGAUGCCCUGACGCUGGAUGCAAAACGGAACGCAGGCCGUCAGGUCUUUGGCACACGUCCUUCCUCUUUCACCCACUGGUUCUGGUUACCUGCCCGUCAUCACGGAUCCUCUGUUUUCCGGAAAGUAAUUGUUACUAAUUGUGCAUUCAGUACCAGUUAGAGUCCAGACUCUGUGCGUGGUGUCACAGUGAAAGCACCGACUGACUUCUGUGGUUUUGAUUCAAGAAUCCUCUUAUUGCUGGAAGUAGAUCUGAACAGGCUACUGGAGCCUUGUGGUUUUUCUGCUGGGGGAAGGGGGAGCUGUCUAGCACUUAACCAGGGUGAGCGUUCUGGGCAUGUAUUUCCCCUCACCCUGACUAUAGAUCUGUGGUGAGAGAAACUUCCUUUCUGCAGUUUCAAAAAGCUACUGCUUCCUUAGGCUUCACCAGGAAGCCAACUCCAGUUGUGAAUCCUAUGGUAUUAUUUAUUUUGUUCCUGAAAUGGGAUUUAGUGCAAAAAGUUUACAACUACAGCAAAACACAUGUUUUUUCAGGGUAUGACGACUUGAAUGUUUAUACUUUUUUCCUAUGAUUUGCCCUGCACUUACUUCACAACCUGCUAAUAAUGUGGAUAAAUGUAUAUGCAUGACAGAAUGUCAAGACCAAAAUAACUGUGAAUGGCACACCUUGCUAUACUGAACUGUGCUAACCCUGUCUGGGCGCGAGAACCAAGAGGGACGCCAGCAGCCUGAGAGCUGACCCGUGUGAACCGUGAGGUGUUUACUGUUCAUUUGUAAAAAUCCUACCAUGUGCAGUUCCCUUCACUCUGUGCCCCGUGGGUGUUUUAUUUAAAUGUUAACCGUAGAGUAUCAGGUUUGGAGGCCUUCAAAGAAUCGCUGUUUAUUGAAUAAAUCAGGAUGGUAGCAAGUGAUUAUAUGGAAAAUUGGAACCUGGAUGGGACCUUGUGGUAGAAUUCUGAAGAGCUAAUGAUGUGGAACUUGAUAUAGGAAGAUAGGUGAUCGUUUUAUUUUUUCUUUUGCUUUUUUUCUUUAUUAUUGGAAGGGUAAGAGGGAAAAUGGACACAUUAUGUUGAGCAUCCAAGAGUAUGCAAACCAGUUAUUUUUCAGAGUUUUUCUGAAAAAUACAAGUGGUGAGUGCAGGGAUUUCAUUGUGCUAACAUGAAUACUAUUCUGGAAACAAUUAUGCAAUACUCGUUUGUUAAACCAUAUUGCUUUAGGAUUUCAUCAAGUAGCCAAACUAGCUCUUUUAUUCCUAGAUUUUUUGAUAUGUACCUCAUUCUUGUCUCUUCCAGUAAGUGGCUUCCUCCCUCCCUUCCUUCCUUUUUCCCUUUCUUUUUUAAGCUUCUGUCUUAGAUUUAGAAUCUUGGUGUAGGGUUCUAUUUUAUUA
Lynx canadensis (Canada lynx) is the source of this 4295-nucleotide messenger RNA. It is a transcript of the gene E2F7, whose product is annotated as E2F transcription factor 7. The transcript has 13 exons. The record is from RefSeq and is a predicted model, not a curated record. Gene Ontology annotation, cellular component: RNA polymerase II transcription regulator complex. Gene Ontology annotation, molecular function: DNA-binding transcription factor activity, RNA polymerase II-specific; RNA polymerase II cis-regulatory region sequence-specific DNA binding. Gene Ontology annotation, biological process: regulation of transcription by RNA polymerase II. NCBI's taxonomy places the organism in Eukaryota, Metazoa, Chordata, Mammalia, Carnivora, Felidae. The coding region runs from base 121 to 2853 and encodes 910 amino acids.